AUGGAGAAAGCUUAUUUCCUCUUCCUUGUAGCCAUGGUCGCAAGCCUAGCCACAGCAUCCUCAAGUACCACUAACGUUGUUGCCCUUAACAACACCAGUGAUCAUGAUCUAGACGCUCUUCUUGCCUUCAAGGCUGCCAUUUCCGACCCCCAAAACAUCCUUCAAAUCAAUUGGUCCACUUCUACCUCUGUUUGUAACUGGAUAGGAAUCACUUGUAACAGACGCCAUCGAAGAGUCGCGGCCAUACAACUUCCCAAAAUGGGCUUAGUUGGAACCAUACCUCCACAGUUGGGGAAUCUCUCCUUCUUAGUCUGGCUGGAUCUUGAAAACAAUAGCUUCCAUGGAAAUCUUCCAACUCAGAUGGUUCAUUUGCGUCGACUCAAGCACAUCAACUUGGCAUUCAAUAGCUUUGAUGGUGAAUUUCCAUCAUGGUUGGGAGCUUUAUCUCGACUUCGUUAUCUUUCGUUCCGUAAUAACAUAAUUUCAGGUUCAUUGCCAACAACGCUCUCUAAUGCAACGAUGUUAGAGACCAUCAGGUUAGGUACGAACCUCAUAACUGGAAAUCUGCCUCAAGACUGGAGCGCUUUACAGAACUUGGAGUUCCUUGACAUGGGAAAUAAUCAACUUGAAGGCCCUUUGCCUCGGUCUUUAUUCAACCUCUCGUCAUUGCAAAUCUUUAGUUUUACGAAUAAUACAUUAUCCGGUUACCUUCCGGCACGUAUCUGCGAUCAUCUGCCACAACUCAAAGGGCUUUAUUUGUCAAAUAACGAGUUUAGCGGCGCAGUCCCUGCUGGCAUUGGAGGUUGUCCGAGGCUUCAAAUCUUGUCCUUGUCAUACAAUAAUCUGGCAGGAAAUAUACCAAAAGAAAUUUCAAAUCUAACCAUGCUUAGGGUGGUGUUUCUAGCUCCAAACGAUGUUCAAGGCCUAAUCCCUGCAGAUAUUGGCAAUCUUACUAAUUUGGAGCAGCUGGGCAUAGAGGUGGCUAAUCUGACAGAACACUUCUAUACUAAGAAGUAUCUCUCUUCAAAGUCCAAAAUGAAGGGUCUUGGAGAGGGGGUAACUAUCUUGGGUAUUAAAGUUAAGAUAAAUAGUGGAGGUUAUUGUUUGUAUCAGUAUCAUUAUAUUGACAAGAUAUUGGACAAGCUUCAACAUCUAAAGGUUAAAGAAAUAAGUACCCUCUUUGAUCCUAACUUGAAAUUAUGGGAACAUUCUCACAAUCCAAUUGAUCAAGUUGAAUAUUCAAGUGCAAUUGGAAGUUUGAUUUAUUCAAUGCAUUGUAGAAAACUGGAUAUUCCAUAUGCAGUUAGUAGACUUGCAAGAUACACCAAGAAUUUGAAUAUGAACCAUUGGAAGUCCACUAACAGAAUUCUUGGUUAUCUUAAAAGGACUAAGAGUUUAGAGGUCUUUUAUAAUAAAUUUUCAAUGGUACUUGAAGGUUACUCUAAUGCUGAAAUUCCAGAGCACGAGAUCAAGGUUAAGGAAUGUAUCUAUGAGCCUAAGAUUGAGGAGGAAGACUAUGUCCACGAUCCUAAUGAAGAAGAUGAAGAAGUUGAAUUUCUUCCAUGCUUGCCCACUGUAGAAUCUGAGGUAGAUCCAAAUUCUUCAACUCUGGCGCUUAAUGGUUUGGCAUAA
Molecule: messenger RNA, 1632 nt
Organism: Coffea eugenioides
Lineage: Eukaryota; Viridiplantae; Streptophyta; Magnoliopsida; Gentianales; Rubiaceae
Product: receptor-like protein 12
Exons: 4
Coding region: 1-1632 (543 amino acids)
Molecular function (GO): protein binding
Source: RefSeq, a predicted model, not a curated record